GAAUAGCGACCUGGCGCGAAUGUUCAACUGACAACUGCCUGUAGCUUUUGCCUAUCGUCCACACCGAAUGUUAGACACUGCAGAUGAACCUGUUUCGACCGCGAAUAGUUCUCCCAAAAAUAUGGACAAACUAAAAUUACCAUUUAGAAACUAUGAAACCUCUUCGUCUUCAGAGAUUUCGUCUGACAGUGAGCCUGAAUUAAUUGAAAGACCUGUGAUCCAGAAACCCAAGGAUCCAGCCUUUUUAAUUCCACCCGACUAUACCUUACAGUCAGUGGAAGAUUUGGCUGCAGAUAUAAAAGUUUCGUUACUCGGAAAAAUAUCUCAAGUUUUUGAUAAAUACGUUGUCAUCCGUUCGAUUAAUUCGGCAGUUGUACUGAAUGAGCGAUCUGUGCUUUUUCUAGAAGACGGAAAGUAUCUGGGUGAGGUUUAUGAAACAUUUGGCCCAGUACGUACUCCAUUUUAUCUGGUGAUCCUUUCCAAAUCAUUUUGUGUACCCGAGUUAAGAAAUGAUCGGAUCUCAGGUUCACGCAAUUGUACAAUUUCAAAAUCAACGAACUAUUCUGAAAAUUUGGAACCUCAAACACCAAUUGAAUCAGUUACUAAUACUCAACUUGAUAAUGACAAUUCACUUAAUGAUAGCAGCAGUCAGAAUCCUUGUGAAAUUGAAAUACCAAUUACUGACAACAGUGAUGCUAUCAAUUAUGAAGAAAAGAGAAAGGUUAAUCAUUCAUUGAAGGAAAUAUCCGUGUUCUAUGCACCCGAUAUACCUGAACUCACUAUUCCUGUCUUUUACAACCAAUUAAUUGCUAAUAACACCAAAGGAUCAGAUGCAUCUUGGGUAGGCGAUACGGAACCACCUCCUGAGGCACUGGAAUUUUCAGACGAUGAACGUGAAAAACUGUAUAAACGCGCGUUAAAGAUGAAACGAAAAUCACAGACACCAGAACCAACAAACUCAACCCAAAUGUUAAGCUGGCCAAAGAAACAUGAUAAGCGGCAUGGUAAACCAUCAUUUGCUGUAAAGAAACAUCCAACUGCAUUUGCGUCGAGCGUUCAACCCGUAGAUCGUGCCUGUGGAUAUUCACUUCAACAACAAUCCUGUAGCCUAAGACCUUGCUUACCCAUCCAAUCACCAAAUCACUGGAAUAUGUAUCCUAGCGUUCAACCUCAAUGGCAAAAUCCGACUUAUGGUCACAGCACCUGGCCUUCCGUACCUUCAUACCCUCCGACAGUACAGAAUCCUUACCCAUAUGUACCGCGAAACGCAGUGCCGCCACAUCCGUUUUCAUAUCAUUAUGCUCUCCCUGAAGAACCUUACCAACAGAAUUCGUGGUCACCGUAUGCUCCAUCGUGAUUACAAAAUUAUUCAACGUUUCAUAAACCAUUUAUGCACAAAAUAUAAAUAUAUAAGUAUAUAGCGAUU
Messenger RNA from Schistosoma mattheei, 1426 nucleotides. The record is from the annotation of a GenBank genome assembly. Lineage: Eukaryota; Metazoa; Platyhelminthes; Trematoda; Strigeidida; Schistosomatidae.